CCAGAAAGAGAGGUAACAAUAUAAAAUGCAUUUAUAACAACACAGCUGGGUUUGCAUUGAAAGCAUUUCCUAACCACUUCUCUACCCUUAAUUUUGUGAAGCAAAUCCUCAGAACUUUGCUGUGGCAUGGCCGCUACCACCACUCAACCAUGCCCAUUUCCUCCAUCCCCACCCCCACACUAGUCCUUCCUAUUACUCCCAUCCAUCGUCUCCACCUUCGUCUCUGUCGCUUUCACUAAUCUUUCCUCUGGUCUCUGUCUCUGAAGUACUUGCAUGGCAAACGAUGCCGUUUUCAGGUCUUCACUUGUUUGGUUAGCAGUAGUAAUAGUGGUAGUUGGAAUAUGUACUCAGUCCUUGAAGAAGAUGAUGUUAACGUACGUGGUUGGUGUGCUGGGAAUUGCUGGGCUGCUUUUGCCUGAUUGGGGUUACUUUGACCGCGACUUCUCGCGGUGGACCUCUCCGGUUUCGUUCGAGGAAAGAGCCUCUGAAAUUGCCCAAAGAUCUGGACUAAUAACAAGUGUGGAGCCAAAAAAUAAUCAAGAGGCGACACGUGGAUUUUUAGGUGAAGAGGACAAAAUUAUCCUCGAGACACACCGAGUUUCCUACAUGCGAGCAGCGGAGAAUCAUCCAUCAACCGAGUCAAGAGUGCCCAAAAUAGGUAACAAGUUCAAAUUUAUCUUAUUCAUCUUUACUCCAUAUCCUCUACAAGGAAAUCAUUCCAUAACCUUCAAAACCUUCCAUAUAAAUUAAAUUAAUUUGGUUAAUUAAUGGAUUAAUUCCUAAAUAAUCCAUUAAUCACCAAAUUAAUCACCAUUACACCCCAAAAAACAUCCAAGGGCUGGCCACUCUCUCUUCCAAUGAGGGCUGGCCAUGCUCUAUAAAUAGGACUCCAUUUUUCUUUGAAAGACUAGGUCUACACUCUUGCAAAACUCCAAAAACUCUCUAAACAUUUUUCUCUCUAAAUUCUAACUUUGGCAUCGAAGGUU
This is a messenger RNA of Malus domestica (apple), 986 nucleotides long. Lineage: Eukaryota; Viridiplantae; Streptophyta; Magnoliopsida; Rosales; Rosaceae. The record is from RefSeq and is a predicted model, not a curated record.